Molecule: messenger RNA, 7048 nt
Organism: Syngnathoides biaculeatus (alligator pipefish)
Lineage: Eukaryota; Metazoa; Chordata; Actinopteri; Syngnathiformes; Syngnathidae
Product: guanine nucleotide-binding protein G(q) subunit alpha-like
Exons: 8
Coding region: 684-1892 (402 amino acids)
Biological process (GO): phospholipase C-activating dopamine receptor signaling pathway; action potential; adenylate cyclase-modulating G protein-coupled receptor signaling pathway
Cellular component (GO): heterotrimeric G-protein complex
Molecular function (GO): guanyl nucleotide binding; G protein-coupled receptor binding; G-protein beta/gamma-subunit complex binding
Source: RefSeq, a predicted model, not a curated record
GACAACCUGUCAAAAUGGCCCGCAUCGGUGUGAUGGGCGCCGCUAUCGCUCGAUCAUAAAGGCGGAACCUCUUCUCGCCCUGCGGGUUCCAAUCACUGCAGACUGCCCGCCCGACAUUUUUUUUUUUUUUUGUUAGCCGAGAUAAGGAAGGCGUCGUCGAGGGUGAACAUUCCGAGUAGCCGCGGCGCCGUCCGUCCGUUUAGCUUCCACCCACUUCGGGCGUUAGCUUCAUAGCAUCGGCUCGAGCGCGUCGCUUUGCUUGGCUGCUCGAUGUUCAUGACGCCGCCGCUGUGUUACCGUAGGCAAAAUUGACUAUUUUUUAUUUUAAAUUAUAUAUAUUUUUUUAAAAACCUCGCUUCUUUUAACAUUUUUUUUUUCAAACCACAAGAAACAGGCGAAUUGAGCAUCUCGCGGAGGAGCCUCCCCGCCCCUUUCCUCGUCCUCUCCCGUCUCCCUACCGGAGGAGACCCGGGACAACUUGGCAGCGAGGCCCCGAGCUAUCUUUUCCCUUCCCCACACCCAGCGACCCUCCCCUCACGCCCCCCCCACCCCCGCCCUCACGUCCACGCGAGAGCCCGCAGCUCCUUCGCUGGGAAAAACCCCGUGUGUGUGUGCGUGUGUGUGUGUUUUUUUUUUUUUUUCCGGGUCCAGUUAGCGAGGCUGGCCGAACACAGCGAACGGGGAUGACUCUGGAGUCCAUGAUGGCUUGUUGCCUGAGCGAGGAGGCGAAGGAGUCGAAGCGGAUCAAUGCCGAAAUUGACAAGCAACUUCGCCGAGACAAGCGAGAUUCCAGGCGGGAGCUGAAAUUGCUUCUUCUCGGCACAGGGGAAAGCGGCAAGAGCACCUUCAUCAAGCAGAUGAGGAUUAUCCACGGUGCCGGUUACUCAGACGAGGACAAGCGAGGCUUCGUCAGACUGGUUUACCAAAACAUCUUCACCUCCAUGCAGGCCAUGAUCCGAGCCACGGAGAACCUAAAGAUCCCCUACAAAUACGAACAGAAUCGGUCUAACGCCAUGCUGGUGAAAGAAGUGGACAUUGAGAAGAUUAACGGCUUCGAGCAGCCCUACAUUGCAGCCAUCAAAUGCUUGUGGUCCGACCCGGGGAUCCAGGAGGCCUACGACCGCCGUCGAGAGUACCAACUCUCUGAUUCCACUAAAUAUUAUCUUAGCGAUUUAGACCGUGUGACGGCCGGCGGCUACGUCCCCACGCAGCAGGACGUGCUCAGGGUCCGUGUUCCCACCACGGGCAUAAUAGAGUACCCCUUUGAUCUGGAGAAUGUCAUCUUCAGCUAUCUUUCCGAUCUGGAUCGCAUUGCAGAUCCCAGCUAUCUUCCCACUCAGCAGGAUGUGCUCAGGGUGCGCAUCCCCACCACGGGCAUCAUAGAAUACCCGUUCGACUUGCAGAGCAUCAUUUUCAGGAUGGUGGAUGUGGGCGGUCAGCGGUCAGAGAGGAGGAAGUGGAUCCACUGCUUCGAGAACGUCACCUCCAUCAUGUUCCUGGUGGCGCUGAGCGAAUACGACCAAGUCCUCGUGGAGUCCGACAACGAGAACCGCAUGGAGGAGAGUAAAGCUCUGUUUAGGACUAUCAUUACCUACCCCUGGUUUCAAAACUCCUCCGUCAUCCUCUUCCUCAACAAGAAGGACUUGCUAGAGGAGAAGAUCUCCUACUCGCACUUGGUGGACUAUUUCCCAGAGUUUGAUGGGCCGCAGAGGGACGCGCAGGCGGCGCGGGAGUUCAUCCUCAAGAUGUUUGUGGACUUAAACCCCGACAGCGACAAGAUCAUCUACUCGCACUUCACGUGCGCCACGGACACUGAGAACAUCCGCUUCGUGUUCGCCGCCGUCAAGGACACCAUCCUACAGCUCAACCUCAAAGAGUACAACCUGGUUUGAGACCCCCUGCCCCCCCCCAUCCCCCCUUCCUUUUUUGCACAACCUCCUUUUCCGAGUGCACUCGACUUUUAAUGCAACACGCGCGCGCACAUACACACAUUUGUCCAUCACAUUUAAAAAUCCCCCGCAAAAACAAAAAAAGACGUUGCGCUUCUUCCUGGUUUUCCGGCCAGCUCGGGUCAGAGCGAGCCGGCUCGACGGGCCCCGGCGCCACCCGACUCUCCGAGACGCCGGGAUUACGAACGCCGCCCACGGGAUCCGCUCGCCGCCUCCACGUCGAUGAAUGUAACCACCAGCACGUCGGAUGUGCAAUUGUGCAGAAAAAUGACCCCUCAACAGCGUAGCGAGAUGAUAUCAGGGGUGUCGAACGGGGAACGUACAAAGUCAUAAUAUUAAGAACAAGCUCGGAUUUCGAAUGACUGAACCACAAACCUUUAAGUCAGCUGUUCGGAAGUGAAAUAAACUAUUGCAAUUUAAAAUUUAAUAAACAAAGUUGUAGGAAUUACUUACACCUCAUUCCCCCCCCCCCACCACCCUUCAUUUUUCAAUUGAUCCUGUGGCCCGAUUAAAUUUUCUAUGGAAGUAAAUAUGUGCCGCCAGGAUUUGAAUUAAAAAUUAAAUGAAAUUAAAAUUCACAUUAUUUCAAAGUGAUCACAUUUUCAAUAGCUGUAUUUCAGUUUAACGUUUCAAUGUUAACAAAUUUAUCAAGUAAAAAAAAAAAAUUCAAAUUUUCAAUUCAAUUCAAUUUAAAAUUCAAACUGAAUAUUUUCAGUCUCCUGAGAUUCAACUGGCUACAAUUCACCGUUUAAAUUCAGUGUUAAGAAGGCAGCCAAUCCAGUCACGCUUUCUUAGUCACGUGACAUCACAGACUAAUAUAAUUAUUAAUUAUAAUUUCCUCUCAGGGCAGCACGGUUGAGCAGCUGCUAAAGCGUUGGCAACACAGUUCUGUGGACCCGGGUUCAAUCCCGGCCUCGCCUGUGUGGAGUUUGCAAGUUCUCCCCGUGCCUGCGUGGCUUUUCUCCGGGUGGGCACUCCAGCCCCCCCCCCCAUCCCAAAAAUAUGCAACAUUAAUUGGACUCUAUAAAUUGCCCCAAGUUGUGAUUGUGAGUGCAGCUGUUUGUCUCUGCCCUGUGAUUGGUCAGUGACCAAUUCAGGGUGUCCCCCGCCCGUUGACCACUGGGAUGGGCUCCAGCGCUCCCCGCGACCCUCGUGAGGAUAAGCGGCUAAGAAACUGGACGGAUGGAUUAAAUUAACAAAGAUCAAUUAAUUAUUUGAACUUCAUUUUCUAAAUGAGCAUUUUUUUUUUUUCCCCUCCCUUCGUGGCCCGAUUGAAUUUCCCAUCAGGAUUUUGGGCCCAUGUUUGACACCCCUGGUAUAUUUGUCGAGACACGAGAGGGCCAAGAAAAUGUUUCUGAAUUGAGACGAUUGCUGAUGCUUUCAGUUUUUUUUUUUUUUUAAAUUAAGAAUGUCACUGAUGACACGAAAAUGGAUUAGAGAGGACAUUUUUGAACGCACAGCUUCCCUCCUGGAUUCACAGGGACAAUCAAGUGACUCACUUUUUUUUUUUUUUUUGCCCCUCACCCCCUCCCCUAAUUACGAGGGUCUAUCAGCCCCCCCCACCCCGUCCCUCCCCACAUGCCUUGUCACUCAACACUGUUCAAUCAGACACUUCCUGACGCUGUCGCGCACUCGUUAUUUUCUAUUAGGCCGGGCUUAUGUUUACUCGUUUUUUUUUUUUAAACUGUAUAGUCAAUUUUUGUUGUUGUUGUUUCCAAACUAGACAAAUCGAACGAUUGCUGCUUUUGAGUGGUGAGAGGGACGAGGAGCGGGUGACGAAACCGUUUUUUUUUUUUUUUUUGCUGUCUGAAAAUAAGCGUUUGUGUAUAUUUGUUUGUAAAUACAUAUACACAACAGGGGUGUACAAAAACGCUCUGUGGUACACAAGUUUUUUUGGCAUAAAACCAACAACGACGACAAAAAACAACAAAAAAAAAAAAGGUUAGUGACUUUGGUGAGCAUAGCCCCCCUCCCCCCCUUCUAUGAGUAGUAUUGAUACUGUGAUAUUGUAUUUUGUUGAUUAUAAAAACAGACGUCACAGAGCCGAGUGGUCAAUUAGCAGUCUAUUUAUAAUACGGUGAUGAUUUUACAUUUUUUUUUUUGUAUUUAUCUAAUUUAUGGACCAGGUUUGAAGGUGUUGAUAAUUCUGCCUGCUCUUCUUUCUUUUUUUUUCCAGUGUUGAAUAAGGUACUCUGGUUCUACUCGCGACAGAGUCCCGACUUGAGUCUGAACUGCUGUAGAAAUUAAAUGCGAAAAAAAACGAGAAAAAAAAUGAGGAAUGUCUGAUAUCGUAAGGACUUUUAGUGCAUCUGCUUUCUAUUUGGGGGCGAUUUCCGUCGUUCGCCGCCGCCACCACCGAGCGUUUUCUUCAAGGAGCCCUCGCGUUAGUUUUUAUUUCCAAAAAGAAAGCAGCUCAAUGUGUAUUUACAUAUAGUUUAUGAAAGCAUAUAGAGACGGUGCUGUAACUGCUUACAUACCUUAGAAAAUGUACAUUACAAACAGUGUUUUGGGGGGUUUCUCGGGCUCUGUAUUUUAUUUAUUUUUUUUUGAACCAUUAUUAUUUUCUAUUAUUUAUUUUGUUUCUGCAUGUUUUCCGGGCUUGCUUUAGUAGUGCCAGUGACGUUACCGAUGAACUUUUUUCCACGUGAAUUUAUUCUUCUCUCAUCCUCAUUAAGGGCUAUCACAGUGGGGGUGUGAGAGAACAGCGAUGCGUAGUAUGAGUAGUGGCAAAACCCAAAAGGUCUUUAUUAUUCCCCCUCCUCCCCUUCUUUUGCGGUGUUAGGCACGACUACUACCCCCUUGCCCCCAUGCAGUACAUUUAUGUAUUUCAAAACUCACAGACGCUGCAGCCACAGUAUUUGCAUGUUAGCUGAUCGCCAAAAAAAAAGCUGUGCAGGUUAUAUCACUUUUUUUUGUUUUAACACAAUUGAGAAGUGUGUGUGUGUGUGUGGUUAUAACUGUUGGAAAAUUAUCAAAGUAUUCAACAUACCGCUUCUCAUUAAUUUUGGGUUUGUGUCUCUACUCAUCAAUCUUUUUUUUUUUUUUUUUUUUUUUUUUUAAAGGACUACCUUUUCUGUAUUUUUAUUUUAGCCACUCAUUUCAAUUCAGUUGCAGGGAACGAUGUUAGAUCUGGGGUUUAUAUGUGUGUCUGUGUAUUUUAUUUGAUAUUUUCCCCUCUGAAUAACUUGAAUGCACCAUCAUAACCAUCCAGUCCUCGCUUUCCCUUAUGAUGUACACGUGGUGGGCAACAUGUGGCCUGUGGGCCAUAUACACCAGUACUUAUAUCUGGUCUGCUGUGAAUUUAUUUAAAAAAAAAAAAAAGACACACAAAUGUUCAUAAUACAAUAUACAGUUUCUUUUUCCAAUUAUGGGCCUCAAAUUAUUAGGAUCCAUAUAUAUAUGUAAGUAAAUAUUUGCCACCAGGAUUUGAAUUUGAAAUGCCACAGAAAACAGGAUUUGAAUUUGAAAUGUAAAACACACAUCACAUUUUCAAGUUAUAUUUCAAUGUAACUUUUCAAUAUGAACAAUUCAUCUGGCUACAAUUUGCUAUCCAAAAUUCACCGUCUGUGCCACCAGGCAGGGUUACUUCAGGUCAGAACCGAACAGCAAGCCAAUCCAGUUAAGCUUUCUUCUGUGAUGUCCCGUGACAAAGAAAGCCUAACUGCGAUCAAUGUGAUCGCUUUAAAUUUCACAUUGAAAUCCUGUUUUCUGUGGCAUUUCAAAUUCAAAUUCUGAUGGCACUUAUUUACUUUAAUAAGUGUUAAUAUACACUAAUGUUGCCAUAGUAAUCCUAUUACUAUCCCGUGCCUAGCAAAAAAAAAUUAAAACUGUAUCAAUGACAGGCUCGGGAACUUCCCCACACAACUCGGGAUAAAAUUAAUUCCUUCCCGGCAUACAAAGAUGUUCAACAACCACAUCAGAAAGCAUUGAAUAUUUUUUUUUUCUCACAUACGGAAGGACAGCUUAUAAAAAUUAAUUGGGAACUGCGACUAAAUGUGGAAUUACAUAAAAAAAAAGAAAACAUUUAAUGAAAAGUCAAUUCUUAUUGAACCAUGACCUGUCAGUGGUAAAUCAAAUGAUCAAUAAUUAAGUUGUGUUUAGUUCUUUUUUUUUUUUUUUUUUUGCCCCUGGUCAAAUCGACCUAGCAACAUUAUUGCCGUUCAUGUUACCAAAGUGUUUAAAAAUAUAUAUUUAUAUCACCCCACCACACCUUCCUAUUAAUUAUUUUUUUUGUUCUUUUACACAAAACGAGACGUCGCCAGUUUCUGCUUGUGCCAAUGUUAAGUGAGCAAAAGACAUUUAACUGUUAGGUGUGUUUUGAAUGCAAAAAAUAAUAAUAAAUUUUUUUUUUUAAUUUGUUGAGCUAGUUUGUGUUGCACAGUGGUGUACUAUUUGGCACAUUUUAAAUUGAUACAGUAUAGUACAUUACAUUUUGUAUUUAUACAGUAUAUAUUCUAUAUAUGCACACACACAUACGUUGUAUGAGCAGGAAAUCGGGAUGUUUUUUUUUUUUUUUUUCAAUCUUUCACUUUUUUUAUCUUCACUGCAUCUAAUUUUAUUUUGUUGCCUUGAUGCUUUUAUUUCUCUGUAUAUUCAAAAAAAAAAAAUGACCAGAAUGCUAUUGUGUACAUGAGUUUAGGACCACUUCCCCCUCCUUGCUCCCUCUUAAAAUGAUCAAAUGUUGAGUGGUGUUUUUUUGUUUUGUAAAUCUAAUGUAAAAAAACAAAACAAAAAUUCCAUCAUAUGAUGCGCGCCUGCCAGGCUGUGUCUUCAAGUGCCAACACACCGCCGCCAAUGGAUAAUUUGCUGUUUUAGUUUGUUUUUUUGUUAUGAAACUAUAAUUAUUGCAUGUACUGUUUCUUUUACAAGCGAGGGGCUUUGGAUGUAUUGACUGAAGCCCUUUGGCUCCAGUUGGCCGGAUAUCGGUUUACACAUAACUCUCUGCCAUAUUUUUAUGUUUUCAUGUGUUUGUUUUUUUUUUUUCUUGACCACUGUUGCCUGAUCCUCAUUCAAACAUGAUGUAUGAUCAUUAUCGCCGCCGCCUUCUAAAGAGAAACAUAAUGACAAGGUUAUCUGUUUUAAGCAUUGAAAUAAAUUUG